Amborella trichopoda is the source of this 3639-nucleotide messenger RNA. Its product is annotated as 26S proteasome non-ATPase regulatory subunit 1 homolog A. Gene Ontology annotation, molecular function: enzyme regulator activity. Lineage: Eukaryota; Viridiplantae; Streptophyta; Magnoliopsida; Amborellales; Amborellaceae. Gene Ontology annotation, cellular component: proteasome regulatory particle, base subcomplex; proteasome complex; proteasome storage granule. The record is from RefSeq and is a predicted model, not a curated record. Gene Ontology annotation, biological process: regulation of protein catabolic process; proteasome-mediated ubiquitin-dependent protein catabolic process.
AAGACUUUUUACUUAAUUUUAGGUUUGCUUGUUGAGCAGGAAAAGGUGACUUCAUCCCCCCCGAACUUUGUUUCUCUCUCUCUAAGUUCUCCAGGCCCUCGAGCUUCUUCUCCUUCUCUCUCUAAGGAUCGGAGAUUUGAAGCUAGAGUGCGGCUUCAAUGGCGGCGGCAGUGGUGAGCUCUGCAAGUGGCCUCUUGGCCAUGCUUAACGAGAGUCACCCAGUCCUGAAGCUCCAUGCCCUAACCAACCUCAACACUUUGGUUGAUAAUUUUUGGCCCGAGAUAUCCACUAGUGUCCCCACAAUAGAGAGUUUAUAUGAAGAUGAAGAAUUUGAUCAAAGACAACUUGCUGCUUUGGUUGUUUCAAAGGUAUUCUACUACCUUGGUGAGCUAAAUGAUUCACUAUCAUACGCACUAGGUGCUGGGCCUCUGUUUAAUGUAUCAGAAGAUUCUGAUUAUGUUCACACGCUUCUUGCCAAAGCUAUAGAUGAAUAUGCAAGUCUUCGCACAAAAGCGGCGGAGUCCCAUGAAGAAGUGGCAAAGGUGGAUCCUAGAUUGGAGGCUAUUGUUGAAAGAAUGCUUGACAAGUGUAUUUUGGACGGGAAAUUUCAACAAGCCAUGGGGAUGGCUAUUGAGUGUAGAAGAUUGGAUAAGUUAGAGGAAGCGAUCACAAAAAGUGAGAGCGUUCAUGGAACACUUGCCUACUGCAUUAGUGUCUCUCAUUCUUUUGUUAAUCGAAGAGAAUAUCGGCGUGAGGUUCUUCGUCUACUUGUCAAAAUAUAUCAAAGAUUGCCUUCUCCAGAUAACUUAAGCAUUUGUCAAUGUCUAAUGUUUCUGGAUGAACCAGAAGGUGUGGUUAGCAUAUUGGAGAAACUCCUAAAGUCAAGCAAUAAGGAUGAUGCUCUGCUAGCCUUUCAGAUCGCUUUUGAUCUAGUUGAGAAUGAACACCAAGCCUUUCUCUUGAGUGUUAGAGAUCGUCUCCCUGAUCCUAAACCACAAACUUCAAAUCGUAUGAAUACGGAGCAAACAUCUGAGAAUGGAGCCAGUGGAUCAGGGGUUACUCAAAAUGGUGAUGCAGAAGCAGGUGGAGAUGUUCAGAUGAAGGAAGAAACUGUUGCUGUUAAUGGUAGCACACAUGAGAUGGACUCGAGGGAUGUUACUUAUUCUGAGAAGUUGGCCAAACUAAAAGGAAUUUUAUCUGGUGAAACAUCCAUACAGUUGACGUUACAGUUCUUGUAUAGUCACAACAGGUCGGAUCUUCUAAUCCUGAAAACAAUAAAGCAGUCAGUUGAGAUGAGAAACAGUGUUUGUCACAGUGCCACUAUCUAUGCAAAUGCAAUAAUGCAUGCAGGAACAACUGUAGAUACAUUCCUUAGAGAAAAUCUGGACUGGCUCAGUCGUGCUACUAACUGGGCGAAGUUCAGCGCUACAGCAGGGCUUGGUGUCAUUCACAGUGGUCACCUCCAACAAGGUAGAUCUCUAAUGGCUCCUUACCUACCACAAAGUGGUGCAGCUGGUGGUGGGAGCCCAUAUUCAGAAGGUGGUGCCCUUUAUGCUUUGGGUCUAAUUCAUGCCAACCAUGGAGAAGGCAUUAAGCAAUUCCUCCGUGAUAGCCUGAGGAACACCACAGUUGAGGUCAUUCAGCAUGGUGCAUGUUUAGGCCUCGGUUUGGCAGCCCUUGGGACAGCAGAUGAGGAGAUCUAUGAGGACGUUAAGCAUGCACUUUAUACUGAUAGUGCUGUGGCUGGUGAAGCUGCGGGUAUAAGUAUGGGUUUGCUCUUGGUUGGGACAGCCAGUGAGAAGGCUAGUGAGAUGCUUACUUAUGCGCAUGACACCCAACAUGAGAAGAUCAUCAGGGGGCUAGCACUUGGCAUUGCCCUUACGGUAUAUGGAAGGGAGGAAGAGGCUGACACUUUGAUCGAACAAUUGACACGGGAUCAAGACCCAAUAUUGCGUUAUGGUGGUAUGUAUGCCUUAGCUUUGGCGUAUAGUGGAACUGCCAAUAACAAGGCUAUCCGUCAGCUGCUCCACUUUGCUGUGUCGGAUGUGAGUGAUGAUGUGCGGAGGACUGCUGUCCUUGCACUUGGAUUUGUUCUGUACUCUGAACCUGAGCAGACUCCCAGGAUUGUUUCCCUUCUCUCUGAGUCCUACAACCCUCAUGUCCGGUAUGGUGCAGCCCUCGCUGUGGGCAUCUCUUGUGCAGGCACUGGGCUAAGUGAGGCAAUCUCUUUGCUUGAGCCUCUCACCUCGGAUGUUGUUGAUUUUGUUCGCCAGGGUGCCUUAAUUGCAAUGGCAAUGGUUAUGGUUCAGAUCAAUGAGUCUCAAGACCCUCGUGUCGGCACUUUUAGGAGACAGCUGGAGAAAAUAAUCCUUGAUAAGCAUGAGGAUACAAUGAGCAAGAUGGGGGCAAUUCUUGCAUCUGGGAUUAUCGAUGCUGGGGGCAGGAAUGUGACCAUCAAGCUGCUUUCUAAGAACAAGCACGAUAAAGUCACGGCUGUCAUUGGGCUUGCUGUUUUUAGCCAGUUUUGGUAUUGGUAUCCUCUUAUUUACUUCAUCAGCCUGGCUUUCUCCCCAACUGCCUUCAUUGGGCUCAACUAUGACAUCAAGGUCCCCAGAUUCGAGUUCUUGUCGCAUGCCAAGCCUUCGCUUUUUGAGUAUCCACGCCCUACAACCGCACCAACCACUACAUCGACUGUCAAGUUGCCGACUGCUGUUUUGUCAACAUCCGCAAAGGCUAAAGCCAGGGCCAAGAAAGAGGCAGAUCAGAAGGCUAGCUUGGAGAAACCAUCAGGGGAAGAUGGGUCUUCGUCAAAUACUGGUUCAAGCUCGGGAAAGAGUAGUAAAUCCCUUGAGAAGGAUGGUGACUCCGUGCAGGUGGAUAGUGCUCCUGAGAAGAAGGCAGAAGCAGAGGCAUCCUUUGAAAUCCUUACAAACCCAGCUCGUGUUGUCCCUGCCCAAGAAAAGUACAUAAAAUUCUUGGAGGAGAGCAGGUAUGUGCCAGUCAAGUUAGCUCCUUCAGGUUUUGUUCUCCUCAGAGAUACCCGACCCUCUGAACCGGAGGUGCUCGCCCUCACUGAUUCCCCUUCAUCUGUGGCCUCUGCUGGUGGGGCUCAGCAGGCUUCUGCCUCUGCCUCAGCCAUGGCUGUUGACGAAGAACCUCAACCUCCUCAACCCUUCGAGUACACCUCAUGAUCUUGUUAGUUGAAGCAUAUACAGCUCUCCAAGUUUUUGUCUCUCUUUAUCUAUUUCCAAAUGGGGGCCCUGGCUUCAAAAGAACAGAUGGGUUGGUGGGUUCCUUUUUAAGAUGGCCUUUUAUUUUCAAUGGUUUUCCUUGUUUUGUUGGCAUCUUUGUAGUUGUUUUUGUCCCUUAUUGUCUUUUCAAUUGGAAAGGAGAGAGCGGGGUGGGGGAGGUUUGAUUUAUGUUACUCUGUAAGGAAAGCAUGCUAUUAGAGAAUGAUUUUCCCACCCUGAAUCUAGAAAAAGGAAAUUGCUGCGAUUGAAGAAAUGUAUAAAUAGCAGAUGGGCAUCGCCCACGCUUGUUAUGUUUUUGCAGUGAGUCUGGAUCCGUUUUGACUUAUUGAAAAACUCUAGUAUGUUACUUGGAUGAAAUUAAUUUGAUUGAUGCUCUUCUUUGAAGGAA